Messenger RNA from Diospyros lotus (date-plum), 1033 nucleotides. Its product is annotated as beta-galactoside-specific lectin 3-like. Lineage: Eukaryota; Viridiplantae; Streptophyta; Magnoliopsida; Ericales; Ebenaceae. The record is from RefSeq and is a predicted model, not a curated record. The transcript has a single exon. Bases 46 to 1023 code for a protein of 325 amino acids. Gene Ontology annotation, biological process: negative regulation of translation. Gene Ontology annotation, molecular function: rRNA N-glycosylase activity.
CACCCAUCAUCCUUAAUUGCUUAUAAUCAGUAAGCUUAAGCAACCAUGAAUGUGAGCUAUAUAUUAUCGGCCGUAAUCCUAUUAUGGUUUUGGUGGUUGGUUACGGCUGAAUCGGUUUCGUCGUUAGCGGCGUUACCCAGGGAUCAACACUCUCUCCUCUUCAACAACUUGCCCUCUGCCACAGAAGGUGCCACUAUGGAUCAACAGUCUCUCCUCUCGAAAAAGUUGGUCGAGUUGCAUUUUACCACAAACGGUGCAACGAAGAAUAGCUUCUUCCGUUUCAUUUCACUAUUACGAGAUCAAUUAGCAAGUGGAGAAGUUAGCAAUGAAAUACCUCUGAUGCGGGAACUAUCCACUAGUGUGUGGGAGUGCGAGAGAUAUUUCUUGGUUCGCCUCACAAACAAUUCAGGCUAUAGCAUUUCAUUGGGAAUUGAUAUAAUCAAUGCCCAUGUUGUUGCUUAUGGAGUUGGAGACCGAACUUUCUUCUUUUGCAAUUCUCCUCCAAGUGCAUGGCAUUGUCUUGCUAGUAAAGAGAAUGAUUCACUUCCUUUCGGAAGUAACUAUAUUUCCCUUCAACAAACUGCAAAGGUGCUUUCUAGAGGAGAAAUCCCCCUCGGAUUGACGGAGCUAAAUGGAGCAAUCACCAAUCUAUACAGUGACUGGGAUAGCAGGCGGGUUGCUCGUUCGCUCUUAGUUUGCAUUCAAAUGAUUUGUGAGGCUGCACGAUUCAGAUACAUUGAACACCUAGUGGGACACAGCAUUUCAGAAGGCCAAGGAUUUCGGCCAAACGGUAGCAUGAUAAUUCUCGAAAAUAAUUGGGGUGCGCUCUCUCGGGCAGUCCAAAGGUCUAUCGGAGGGGCCUUUGCUAAUCCAGUUCAAUUAGGGUCACCCAGCGGUGGCCCCGAGAAUGUGGACAAUGUCAAUCAUAUAAGCGUUAUCCAAAACCUUGCUUUAAUGAAAUUCUUUUGCAGAAGCAGAAAUAUUAUUAUUAAUCCAACACCUCAAAUUUCUAUGCUUAUAUAGUCUGUUGUAG